CACAUUUUGCUUACCCCAGAAUCGAUCUCUAGCCUCCAGAGACCGGGGUCUGGAACUCUGCUCCUCCUGUCGGAUAUAAAUAUGUAGUACACCUCAGGUCGAGUACUAGGCAGGCAAAGAAUACAUACCCGAGACCCAUUUCAAACAAUGUCCGAAUACAAGAGCGACAAUGCUGUCGAAAGUCAGGAGAGCGAGUUUGUGAGGGAUGAAAACUCCAGUCUGGACGGCUCGAGUGAACCGAUCAACAAGGCAGAGGUCGACUGCAUUGUGCGAAAAUUUGACCUUCGACUGUUAACCCUGUUCACUGUCAUCAAUUUGUUCAGCUUCAUUGAUCGAGUGAAUAUCGGCAAUGCUCGCCUUCUAGGGCUAGAAGAGGAUCUAGAUCUGUCUGGUCUCCGCUUCAACAUCGCGCUGAUGUGCCUACUUGUCUCAUACUGUGUGGUGGAACUACCAUCCAAUAUCCUCUGCAAAAUUAUAGGCCCUCACAUUUAUGUGCCAGGUUUGGUUGUUUGCUUUGGAAUUAUCACCAUGCUCACUUCGCUUGUGGCCACCAAAGAGGCAUUGUAUGCGUGUCGAUUUCUCCUAGGAAUGUUCGAAGGAGGUAUUUCACCGGGGCUCGUGUUUCUUCUGUCACUAUUCUACCGCCGCCAUGAGCUUGGUUUAAGGACCAGUAUCUAUAUCUCGGCCUCUUCAGCAAGCGGGGCAUUUGGAGGCCUUCUGGCAAUUGGUCUAGCAAAGAUACCCCAAUGGGGACUCAUUUAUACAUGGAAAAAUAUUUUUUUCUUCGAGGGUCUGGUGUCAAUAGCGCUCGGCAUUAUAGCCUUUCUCUGUAUCCCAAGUGGUCCAGGCACUGCAAAGUUCCUAACUGAAUCACAAAGGAAGGUAGCUGUGGACAGACUCCAGAUCGAUGCUGCUGGAACAAGUGAGCAUUCACGCACCAGGCUUCGACAUGUCAUCCAAGGGUUGACCACGCUGCCUAUUGUGGCCUGCGCAAUCGGCUUCUUUUUUGGAAAUACAUGCGCCCAAUCCUUCUCUCUCUUCUCACCAUCUAUUAUUAGAGCGAUGGGAUACACUGACGAGCUUGCCCAGUUGCUUUCAGUGGGGCCAUAUGUCAUCGCAUGCAUUGUGUCUAUCGUUGUUGGAUACAUCUCUGACAAAUUUCAAACCCGCGGCUGGCUGAUCUUUGCCACGGUUCCAAUUGGAAUCACUGGCUUGGGCAUGCUAGAGUUCCUACCUGCUUCCAUGCCCGGUGCUAAAUACGCAGCACUUUACCUCGCAGCCCCUGGGAUAUAUGCUUUCCUUCCACUCUGGAUUGCCUGGGGGGUUAACAAUGCUGCUACCCCUACAGUCAAGGCUGCGGCUGCGGGUCUUGUAUUCACCGUUGGGUCUUUGGGAGGCAUCCUCGCCCCGUGGGUUUACCUGCCACAGGAUGCCCCGAAUUAUCGCCAGGGCCACGCCAUUCUGUUCGCCUUUCUCUUCGGUUCCUGGGCAGUAAGUUUUCUCCUGAUUACGUAUAUCAAAAGGGAGAAUCGCCAGCGCGAACUAGGACAGCGUGAUCACAUUUUAGAAGGAAUGACAGCUGAGGAACAAGUGGAGUUGAGCAGCCAGCACCCUGCAUUCAGAUAUGUUCUAUAGUCUGCAAUCGAGCACUUCUUUCAGCCACA
Molecule: messenger RNA, 1664 nt
Organism: Aspergillus calidoustus
Lineage: Eukaryota; Fungi; Ascomycota; Eurotiomycetes; Eurotiales; Aspergillaceae
Source: the annotation of a GenBank genome assembly